Molecule: messenger RNA, 2190 nt
Organism: Gordionus sp. m RMFG-2023
Lineage: Eukaryota; Metazoa; Nematomorpha; Gordioida; Chordodea; Parachordodidae
Product: terminal nucleotidyltransferase 5C-like
Exons: 2
Coding region: 274-1761 (495 amino acids)
Biological process (GO): mRNA stabilization
Molecular function (GO): poly(A) RNA polymerase activity; RNA binding
Source: RefSeq, a predicted model, not a curated record
AGUUUUAAGAAUAUUUUAUUUUAAAAUAAAUUAAUAAUAUCUAUAUUUAAUAUUUCUUUCAGGUAUUCCUUAAAAAAUUCAAAUAUAUUUAAAAAAAAAUUUCUAUAUGAGAAUUCCUUGCUAAUUUAAAACCAAAAAUAUAAAUUAUACAGACGGACAGUAUUAAAUAUUCAAUCAACGCAAAUACAAACCAUCAUUCACUCAUUCAUUUUUUUGCAACCUUUUUAAUAAAAUAAUUCUCACAUUGAAAUUCUAACGUAAUAAUAGUUUACUAUGACGAAAUGCAUUGAAGAUACAAAACUAUCCAGUAAUCUGCGCAUUCUGACCCCACCCCAAUACGAUCGCUUAAUUGAUCUAUUAAAUUCUCAGGUUCAUAUCCAUCCACACGGUCCAGGAGCCGAAUUAUUUCCUACGCUUAGUGUUCGGCUCGGGAAUGCCGUGGAACGUGUUCACAAGCGACUUUCCGACGUAGGGGUCGACGUAACUGAUGUUAGGGUCAAUGGCGGAGCCGCCUGUCACGUCAUAGCCCACGAAACAAAUAGGCAUCUUGAUAAUAAGUCCAGUAAUUUGGAGAAGCGCUCAAAUAUUGGUAGCCAUAAAAACCCGUCCUACAACGACUUGGAUUUGAUAUACCUCGUGCGUCUACAAGGAGCCAAAGAUAUGGAUCGUAUCAAGAACGUCGUGUUGGAAACCCUGUUCGCACUUUAUUGCGAAUCCUCUCACAGUCCGGCCCUGGAAAGUAGCAACACCAACGACUAUGAUAGUGGUAAUAAUAGUGAUAAUAGUGACGAUUGCCCAGAUAGUAAGCAACCAAUAGGCCAGAAGAUAUCAAUUAAUAGUAACAACAUUAAUCGUUCGCUUCUGCAGGAGAUGUACGUGCAUAAGAUGGUCAAGGUGAGCUCGGGCGGAGACCUGUGGAGCCUAAUAGCGCUCAACAAUAGGGACGGGCGGAAUUUAGAGUUCAAAUUCGUCAGUAGCAUGAAGAGGCAGUUCGAAUUCAGCGUCGAUUCAUUCCAAAUCAUUUUGGACCCCCUCCUCAAAAAUUACCGCCAGGAAAAAGCUAUUCCAACUCACCAACCGCCCCUAGACAUUGUGUGCGAGAGCAUGUACGGCGAUUUCGACCGAUCCGAACGCCAUUUACGCCAAAAACUGAUUGCAACCGUCAGGCCCGAGGAAAUUCGCGGCGGGGGCCUGCUCAAAUACUGUCACCUGUUAGUUCAGGGUUACGAGCCCGAGGACUACGAUGAUAUUAAAUCCCUCGAAAAAUACAUGUGUUCUCGAUUUUUCAUCGAUUUUGGUGACCUCCGCAAGCAGAAGGACAAACUCGAUUCGUACCUGCAUAACCAUUUUCUCAAGGACCCACAUUCGUUGUACAAUUAUUUGCUCACGCUCUACCGCGUAGUGGACCAUAGUACGGUGUGUUUGAUGGGGCACGAGAGGCGUGAAAUACUCAAGUUGAUCGAAAAGUUUUUUUACCAGGUUUAUUACAACGUUUACAGCUAUAAUCUUCUUCACGAUUCGACCAACAUCAAAGAUAAUUUUAAAUAUAAAUAUUAUAGGCCCAAGAAUUUUUCAAAUAUUCCCCCGGUUUAUUUACCGCCAUCUAGUGCUCAACAUUAUAUUCAGCCCAUUUUUUGUUCAUUUCAACCAAUUUCGCAAUACUAUCAGCAACCAUUCUAUUUUAUACCUAUCGUUAAUCAUAAUCAUCCACCUCCGCCCGUUUCCUAUUCUGCGAAAUGUACUUGUAUACAAUAUGCAUGAAAAUGAAUUAUAAGAAUAUUUUUUUUAAAAAUCAAUCUCGAAUUUUAUUAUAUAUUUUUUUACAUUAAUAUAUUACAUAUUUUUUAGACAUUUGUUUUUUAUUAUUAUUAUAUAUCCUUUGUAAAUAAUUUAAUCACUUGCUAAUCUUAUUUUUCUGUUAGAUAUUUAAUCGUAUAAAUAUUUAUUCAAACUCGAUUAAAAUUAGUCUCAGAUUAAAAUUAGUCUCAAAAAGCCCAUUAAAAGGUGCUAAUAAAUAUUUAAAAAAAACCAUGUGAUAUAGGAUUUAGCCUUUAUAAUUUUAAUAUUAAUUUUUGUGACAUCUUUUUUUUACAUAUAUAUUACUAUAUUAAAAGAAAUUAUACAAAAAAAAUACAUAAUCAAAAAUUAACAAUUUUUUAGAGAUAUAUGUACAAAUAUGAAUUGAUUUUA